AUGGCGAGGAGUGUGAGUGCUCGCGACCAGUCUGGCGACGAUCCGAAUCCCAAUUUCCCUUCGGCCCCUUCUACACAAUUCUCUCAGUCUCAAUACCCGUUCCCGAUCGACUCGGAGCUGACCAUGACCACCAACUACUCCAUCCCCCAAUUCGCCAGACAGCUCGAUGAGACUGCUGGGCCAAUUGAUACAUCUGGAAACGGUGUGUUGAGCAAUAUGUCCAUAGCUCCCAAUGGCGCAGCUUCCAACGCGACCGCAGAUGCUGUAAUGGCGCCUCCUCAGACUCCAAGCCAACCAUUCAUGCCUACCGCGCCGCACGCCAGUGGUGAUGAGUCCGCCGAUACGACACAGACUCCACAAACAGGAGAAAGGAGAAAAAGGUCAAAGACAUCGAGGGCGUGUGAUGAAUGUCGUAGGAAGAAGAUUCGAUGUGAUGCUCCUGCAGAGGCUGACGGGACACCAAAAACUUGCUCUAACUGCACGAAGGCUGGUGUGACGUGUGAAUUUGAGCGCAAACCUAUGAAACGUGGCCCCUCCAAAGGCUACAUCAAAGAAUUAGCGGAACGUGUCCAGCAAGUCGAACACGUGCAAAAGCAAGCACUGCGUCAGUCGUUAGACGGAAGUUCCAAUACAGGCAUCGCUGCCUACGCCGAGCCCUAUUCAUCUGACGAGCCAACCUCCUCUACAAAGCGCACCUUCUCUUUUCCAGAUCCAGGUAAUGUAAGCCCGUUUACCUCUUCAGAAUUUCAACGAGACCGAAUCCCAAGCGCCGGGGUCUGGGGCAGCUCUUCUGUCCAUCCUGGUCUUCGGCCACGUGAGGCUGGCAGCCUUUCCAUUGCUCCGAACGAGCCCGUUCCCAAUCAAGAGAGUGGAAACACACAGAAUCCUGGCGGUGCCUUUUGGUCAGAAUCAACUCUGAACGAGAAAUAUCCUCCGGCGAAACGUCAGCGUAUUGGGGAUUCUGAUGAAAAUCGGGAAACCGUCAAGAUGGAUCCUGCAUUCUUGUCCCAGUACUACGAACACGUCCAUCGACUCUUCGCACUUCUUCCUAAGGCCGAAAUUGUCAUGGGAGUUGUCGAAAAUUCCACCAAAAGUGUCCAAUAUGCCUUUUCAACCGCUAUCGAAAUCUUUCCCUAUCCUGCCGUCGGUGUCGCCGUCAAUGGCAGUCAUGACGCCAACUCCUCCAAUCAAAAUCUGGACACCUCCAGCAAACCCCCCAAACUUGAUCUCACAUUAAAGCUCUUCGACAAUUAUGACCAGCUGGCACAAUUCCUCAAUGACAAGUCGCAUGCACACUCUUCCUCUCGUUCAACCGAUGAAAACCUGGCCUUGAUUUGGACAUUCCUCCUGGUGGCAUUGGUGUCUCAGAGCGAUGUCACUCAAAUGCUUGGUUCAGUCAUGCCUACAGCCGAACUUGUCGCAGCCAGUCAGAGCAUCAUCGAAUAUCUCCAGUUGGACAAUUCAGCUAAAUGGUCGAAUGGCUUCGUCAAGGACCGCACCGAACUCAACAAGAUUAUUGAACAAGCUUACAAUUGUACAUGUCUCUUGGGGAAAUACCACGGCCUCAGCCUUGGUAUGGAGCAUUGGACGCUGCCACGAUUCACUUCUUAUUCAGCCAAAGUUCUUGACUCUCCACGAGUACCCGUUGAGUCCGUAUACCUUGCUCGUAGUUCAGAGGCCUUCCGAAUGUUCUCGACUCUCUUUUACCAUGAUGAACCAAGCAGGUUCGCUCAUAGUGUCAUGUUUGGCUACAUCCAACCUUUCCUCGAUCAGCUCCGCAUUGAAUUUCCCGCCAUCCACCCAGAACAACAUCGGAUUCAUCUAGAAAUCAAGUACUUCAUGGCACUGGUCACGUCUCGCCAUGUACUCAAUGGACCCCAUCCUCUGUUCGUUCUGGAGGCUGCCGACCGAUUGGCUGUGUGCCUCAACUGGAAUGCGGCCGCAACGUCUCCGAUCCUACGCUACUUUAAUCCGAUUGACAUGUACGCCUGGUCAAUUUUGGUCAUCACCCUCUGCGAGUUCGUUGACCAAGUGCCUCAGAAAGAGAUGAACGAAUUCGCAAAUCGAAUCUUGGAUGAAAUACGUCAAGACCUCCAGAGGAUGUCGGACACGUUUCACAAUAAUUAUGGUUUCAAUUGGUUCUGGGCUCCGGAUCAGAUCCCUGCGGAGACAUACACGAUGAAACACUGGACAGACUGCUUGUUGGUCAUUAUUGACUAUGUUAAGGGACAGGAAUCGUCGGCGGUGUUCGACAAGGACUCUUAUUCACGCUUCAUCGGGCGAUUUGGCGACCUACUUAAGCACGGCUGGAUUAAGGUUGUUCAUCGUUUCAGUAGCAGAUUGGAGGAGAGCACCAGCAACUGA
Messenger RNA from Rhinocladiella mackenziei CBS 650.93, 2364 nucleotides. RefSeq lists its product as uncharacterized. NCBI's taxonomy places the organism in Eukaryota, Fungi, Ascomycota, Eurotiomycetes, Chaetothyriales, Herpotrichiellaceae. Gene Ontology annotation, molecular function: DNA-binding transcription factor activity, RNA polymerase II-specific; zinc ion binding. The coding region runs from base 1 to 2364 and encodes 787 amino acids. The record is from RefSeq and is a predicted model, not a curated record. The transcript is spliced from 3 exons. Gene Ontology annotation, biological process: regulation of DNA-templated transcription.